Molecule: messenger RNA, 2292 nt
Organism: Cavia porcellus (domestic guinea pig)
Lineage: Eukaryota; Metazoa; Chordata; Mammalia; Rodentia; Caviidae
Gene: Zpbp2
Product: zona pellucida binding protein 2
Exons: 8
Coding region: 991-1971 (326 amino acids)
Biological process (GO): binding of sperm to zona pellucida; acrosome assembly
Cellular component (GO): extracellular region; zona pellucida receptor complex; acrosomal vesicle
Source: RefSeq, a predicted model, not a curated record
CAAAAUAACCAUUCUUGCACCUCGUCUGAACCUUUGGGUUCUCUACCAAGCAGCCUACUCAAAACCACUACUGAGGGUUAGUAGUACUGAGGGUUAAUACAGAAAUAGACAAAAUGGAGCUUUUCGGGCCACCACACCAGCAACCAAGAAGGACCCAUGCCACUCACAGGCACGAUCUCCUCCAGAGAUCGCCCACAUUGCAUCACUGCCACAGAAAGCCAGACCUUGGACUCUUGCCUUUCAACGGGCCCAUGUUCCAGAGCUGAGUCUUCUCCCCAUCAGACCUGGCUGGUGGGAGGGGCGUCUCCGUGGUGCUGCGCUCCUGAAGCCCGAAACAAAGGUCCGCGCAGGCGCCCUAGGGUUCUUUAGGGUCCCGACACUGUGGACAGAAGCAUACACUUAGGUGAAAAUUAGAGAGUCUGAAAAAGAUUGUGGACACAGCUCCAUCAGUCCCGAGAACGAACACGCGGAGCCCUCAGCUUCACGCAAGAGAAAUUUUUCACAAGGCUGCUCCCUACUUUAGGCCCUCAAACAAUGCCAUCCUCUUGCUCUACCUUAUCUUGGUCCGUGGAACCCGUGGUACUCUCCUCUAGGUCUCUUAAGUCUCCCCUAGACUAAAGAGGUCUCCAUGACUCAAGACCCACGUUUCAUUUGCCCCACUCUCUUCGUCCAUUUGGUGCACAGGAGAGCGUGGGAAAAUGGCGGCCUCGCGAGGUGUGAAGUGCCCGCCUGACAGCGACUGCGCAUGCCCAGAGGCGAGGCGCCCGCAGGCUUAGUACUAGCCCCGCCCCCGAAGUUCGAAGCACGCACGCGCGCAGUCGGGCGUCGCCCCCCCCCUCCUGCGCUGUAGCCACGGACGGGUAGCUGAGUUGACUCUGGGCGGUUUGCCAGGCUGUGUGGAGGAGCGCGAUGGCAAGGCGUCGGAUGGGGAUUGCGGCAGGAAGGAGCCCAGCGGUCGAGGCCUCCUGCGACGCCACCUCUUGAGCAGCCAUGGGAGCGUGGCUUCUACUCCCCGCGAUGCUCUACUACCUCGCAGGAACUGGCUGGCCGCGCUCCUCCCUGCUCAGUGACAAAGGCCUCGUGUACGGCAGGCUGGGGCACCCAGUGAAAAUAUAUGUAAAAUUACAUCAAAAUAGUCCAAUCCUUGUCUGUAUGGAUUCCCAUCGUGCAAGUGAAGAAACUGUAGACCCCACAUACUUAUGGAUUGGGCCUAAUGAAAAGAUGUUAACAGGAAACAAACAAUUCAAUAUUACAGAAACAGGAACCCUGAUUGUGAAGGAUUUCCUGGAGCUUCUGUCUGGACUUUACACAUGUACUCUUUCUUACAAGACGAUUAAGGCGGAGACCCAAGAAGAAACCAUAGAAAAGAAGAGAUAUGACUUCAUGGUCUUCGCCUACCGGGAACCUGAUUAUUCUUACCAGAUGGCUGUACGUUUCACCACGAAGUCUUGUGUAGGAACAUACAACAACCAGCUCUUCAGGCUGUUGAGGAAGAUCUUGAAUAAUUUAAUCUCUGAUUUGUCAUGCCAUGUCAUAGAAGCAUCAUAUAAAUGCCAUGUGGUUGAAAUUCCAGAAAAUGAUCUCAUGCAUGAGCUGUUCAUAGCCUUUCAAGUUAACCCUUUCGCACCCGGAUGGAGAGAUGCAUGUGGUGGAUCUGUUGAUUGUGAAGAUGUCACUAACCAAAAUAUCCUCAAGGCAAGAGAUCGGAUAGAAGAAUUUUUUCGGAGCCAAGCAAGUAUUUCCAGCCAUCGUUUCAAUAAAACAGUACCUGCUAUACACUUUGUGGACCACAGUUUUCACGUAGUCCGGAUAGACAGCUGCCGACCAGGCUUUGGAAAAAAUGAAGGUCUACACAGUAACUGCGCAAGCUGCUGUGUGGUCUGUAGUCCUGGGACCUUUAGCCCUGAUGUUGAUGUCACUUGUCAGAUCUGCAUUUCUGUUCAUAUCUACGGAGCUAAAUCUUGCCCAUAGACUUGGAAGAACAACCAGCAGUGUGAAGACCAGAAAAGAAAGCACUGUCCCUUGCUUUGGGAAGUAGGGGACAGAAGAUGACCAUUCACGUUCCGGACGACCCCAUACACCCAGAUCAGUCAGACCAAGACCUCGGGAAACACGCCUUUUGGAAACUCAGUUGACGUGGCCUUUCUAGGAAGGCACGUAACCCAGCGUCUCCAGUAUGAGGGAGUUUAAAUAGGAGCGGGUGAUUUUAAUGAGAGAUCUUUUGAUUUUUUUACAAACUGAAGCUGUUGCUCUGUACUCAGGACUGUACUAAGGUCAAGAAUGUAAUAUAAU